GCCAAGGCCAUCCAUCCGCUUCCCUGUUCAGGAUCUUGAUUCAGCUGCUGCAAAACACGGGCACGCUAUAGCAAGGACACGCUCAUGGGCCAGGCUUGCGCGGGGUUUCUCGUGUCUCAGCAAGAAUCGCGCAGGCUAAUCAAUCAGGUUGCCAUCCCCGGCGGCCAGCUUCUGUAGCGGUCUCUUCUUUAGAUCGCAAUCAGGUCUGCAAUAUGCAGACGCACUGGCGCGCGCCAGCAAUGAAUGAUUGGCCUGCGCAACCCCACACUGUGCGACGACCGUGCUGCACGCGGAAGAGUAGGAUUCGUGAUCGAUGGAGUGGUGUUUGCUCGAUCAUCCGCUGAUGGGCCACUCUCCACUUCCGUGUCUCAUCAUCAAGACGCUCGAGCACAAAAGUUCUCUCUUGGCGGCACUACUCGCAGAAGCCACGCCCUGCUGCAACAUUUACCUUGCGACUGAUCGUGCCGGCGGUGUCUCAGCCCCCUCAU
This is a messenger RNA of Ceraceosorus bombacis, 488 nucleotides long. The record is from the annotation of a GenBank genome assembly. Lineage: Eukaryota; Fungi; Basidiomycota; Exobasidiomycetes; Ceraceosorales; Ceraceosoraceae.